This is a messenger RNA of Dibothriocephalus latus, 519 nucleotides long. Lineage: Eukaryota; Metazoa; Platyhelminthes; Cestoda; Diphyllobothriidea; Diphyllobothriidae. The record is from the annotation of a GenBank genome assembly.
AUGCAGUCCGUUUUAGAGGCUACACUCAGAUUAGUUUCUACUUCGUUGAACCGAUUCACACCGAACCUACCAGCUACUCUUCUUUCCGCGUUGACUAGCCCCUACCGCAGUCUCUCGUCAGUCGCCAAAAUCGAUGGGCAGGAACUUGAGGAACCCGAUGUUCUGUUCAAGAAAGUUAACAUAGAGGUAAAGAGCCAUGAACCAGAGGUGCUACGCAGCUAUGAGCUAUUUGUGCGAAAGGUUUGCGGCCAUCUGGACCUGACCUGCAAUGUCGAGACCAGAAAUUCGCCCAUAUUUGAUCGUCUGUCGCUUAACAAGUCCCCCUUUAUCUACAAGAAACAUCAGCGUCAAUACGAGUUUCGCACUUAUGUGAAGCAUUUCAUAAUACCGCAUGUAACGGGAUGUACUGCCAGCGUUUUCCUUGAAUACAUACAACGAAACCUCCCAGCUGGUGUUCACAUGGCUGUGACUCACGUAAGCCCUGAACUUCUUCGUUUUCUCUCGCCGGGAAUUAUUUAA